Chelonoidis abingdonii (Abingdon island giant tortoise) is the source of this 790-nucleotide messenger RNA. RefSeq names its product mitochondrial ribosomal protein S14 (gene MRPS14). Gene Ontology annotation, cellular component: ribosome; mitochondrial small ribosomal subunit. Lineage: Eukaryota; Metazoa; Chordata; Testudines; Testudinidae. The record is from RefSeq and is a predicted model, not a curated record. Gene Ontology annotation, molecular function: structural constituent of ribosome. Gene Ontology annotation, biological process: translation.
GGCUGUAAGCGCAUGCGCCAGGCGGGGAAGAUGGCGGCCUCCAUGUUGGGCUGGGCGCUGCGGGCCGCUCGGCAGAUAUUCCCCUUGCCCUGUAGAGGGCAAGUGCGGGGUUACUACGUGGACUGGAGAAUGCUGCGUGAUGUAAAGAGACGGAAGAUGGCUUAUGAAUAUGCAGAUGAGAGGUUGCGAAUCAACGCUCUCCGAAAAAACAACAUCUUGCCUAAAGAACUGCAGGAAAUAGCUGAUAAAGAGAUUGCUGCCCUGCCACGUGACAGCUGCCCUGUGAGGAUCCGGAAUAGAUGUGUCCUGACAUCCCGUCCACGAGGCGUGAAGCGGCGCUGGAGGCUUAGUCGAAUUGUUUUCCGCCACCUGGCUGACCACAGUCAGAUGUCUGGGAUACAGAGAGCUAUGUGGUAAAUCACCACCAGGACUUGUUUGCUCAGUCAAAAAGAGGCAAACUGGGCCUAGUUCAGGCAUUCCUGUAACUGAAAAAGCAAGACUGUCCUUUUUGUUUAAAGUCCUGCAUAAACGUAACAAACAAGUAGGGGGAGGGGGUAGAGAGGAUGCAAACAGCAGUCAUUGCAGUUCUGUUACUGGGAUACCACUGUGAGGGGACUACUGCAAAUCUGAUGGCGAAGAGAUGUGAGUAGGGGCGAGUAAGAAUGCGCCAAGCCAGGCUGUGCUAAAGGCAGUUUCAUUUUGCCAUGAAGAGUUGCUACCCUGUUAUAAAACCAAGCUAGGAUUUGUAAUUAAAAGGAACAUUUAAAUUAAAAACACAUUACAGUACAGA